This is a messenger RNA of Aplysia californica (California sea hare), 3437 nucleotides long. Its product is annotated as aldehyde dehydrogenase family 16 member A1. The coding region runs from base 186 to 2633 and encodes 815 amino acids. Gene Ontology annotation, molecular function: oxidoreductase activity, acting on the aldehyde or oxo group of donors, NAD or NADP as acceptor. NCBI's taxonomy places the organism in Eukaryota, Metazoa, Mollusca, Gastropoda, Aplysiida, Aplysiidae. The transcript has 15 exons. The record is from RefSeq and is a predicted model, not a curated record.
UUGCCAGGGGAGAUCAAGCGUAUUAUUUGACCCAUGUCAAGUAUUGUCAAGUUGUAUGACCUUACAAACUUUGACCUUUUCAAAGGCUGCUGCUUGGCUUCUUGCUGCUUCCAAGGGUGCCUGAAGCUCUUCCACUUGUUUUUGUAUUGUUGGUGAUGAGCAAACAGUUUUGAAAGCUCAAACAAAUGGCAGGUUCAGCUGGCGUUGGCAUACUAGCUUCCGAUGAAUUAUGUUACGGUUCGGCUGCGGAAAGCGAAAGUGUAGCACGGCUUUGGCUUGACAAACACAACAAGUGUUUUGGACAGUUCGUCAAUGGCACAUGGAACAAAACCGAGGGAAGAGCUACUGUUGAUGUGAAAAAACCAACUACAGGUGAAAAAUUGGCAACAGUUCUGAAGGCUAAUGACGAGGAUAUUGCAUUUGCUGCUGACAAUUCAAAACAAGCAUUCAAGUCUUGGUCUGAAUUAUCAGGACAUGCUCGAGCUCAGCAUCUUUACAGUAUUGCACGCAACCUUCAGAAACAUCAGUCUUUGUUAGCUGUUGUGGAAGCUGUGUCGUCUGGCCAACCCACUCGUGAGACAAGGGGCCUGUCGGCUCCAGCAGCCAUCCGCUAUUUCUACCACAAUGCUGGUUGGGCAGGCCUCAUGGAGGAACAGAUGAGGGGCUGGAAACCUUAUGGAGUGAUAGCCAUUGUUGUGCCUGCAUGGCUGCCUUUGGUCCAGAUGGCAGGGAAAGUAGCCUCUGCCCUUGCCAUGGGAAACACCGUGCUUGUGAUCCCACCUGCAUCUGACCCUCUGAGCUGUCUCCUCCUGGCUGACAUCUGCUCUCAGGCUGGCCUCCCUGCAGGCGUGCUCAAUGUGGUCACUGGCGCUGAUGUCAUGAGAGUGGCUGCGAAAGAUGGCCUGGACAAGAUUGUAUUUGCAGGCUCAGCUUCUGAAGGCAAGGCUCUGAGGCAGAUGACCGCUGGCAGUGGCAAGGAUCUGUCCUUAGAAAUGUUUGGACGAUCAAGCGUCUUGGUUUUUGAAGGGGCCGAUCUGGAUAGUGCGGUAGAAGGCAUUGUUGAGGCUGCUUUUUUCAACUCCGGACAGACCUUUUACACUGGCUCAAGACUCCUGAUCCAAGAGACUGUUUACAAGGCUUUUGUACAGAAAUUGAAGGCACGGAUAUACAAGUUGACGGUUGGAGACAACCUGGACAAGAAUGUUGACCAGGGACCAUUACUGGACGAUCAAACCUUUUCCUGUGUUGCCAGCUUGGUUGAACGAGCAAAGGCUGAGGGGGCAGAGGUGGUUCAGGCUUGUGACCUUUCAACUGUAAGGCAGAAUUCAUUCCCUCCGACACUCAUUACAAAUGUACAAACUUCAUCAGAAAUUUAUUUGAAAGAAGUUCUUGGUCCCAUUGUUGUGGCAGUUCCCUUCCGGACGGUCAAGGAAAGUGUCACAAUUGCCAACCACACUCCUUUUGGCUUGGCAGCCAGUGUGUGGACAGAGGACUUGACUGUUGCCCUUGAGGUGGCUGCCCUGCUCCAGGUGUCCACAGUGUGGGUCAACGGACACCACAUGUAUGAUGCGGCCUCUGGCACAGGUGCCUCUAAGGCAAGCGGCUUCGGAAGAACUGGUGGGAAAGAGGGUUUGUACGAGUAUGUGAAGCCAUCCUGGCAAAAUCGACUGAUCUUUGAUGGUGAAGUGGACAAGAAAUUUGGCUCUGCCUCUAGUCCCAACUUGUUGCCUGGAGCUCAGGUGGCCAGUGGUGGCUCCAGUGGUGACGGACCAGGGGUGGAUAAAACUUACAAGCUCUUCUAUGGUGGAGGCCAGAAAAGACCAGAUUCUGGAGCGAGCCGGCCAGUUCUGAACCGCGGUGGAACAGUGGUAGGUUAUGUCCCCGACGGAGGGCGGAAGGAUAUCCGCAAUGCUGUGGAAGCUGCUGUCAAAGCUGUAGGAAGUUGGUCAAAGAAAGAGGGUCAUGGACGGGCCCAAAUCAUGUACUACCUGGCCGAGAAUCUGGAGUCCCACAAAGAGGAGUACGCUGCUCUUCUCUCCACCAUGACAGGACAAGAGCUGUCCUCAAGCGCUCAGGAAGUGCAGCAAGCAGUCCAGCGCCUCUUCUACUGGGCUGCCUAUUGUGACAAAUAUGGUGGAGACCUUCAAGAAACCCCUUUCAGCGGAUUCACUGUGAAACGCCAUGAGUCAGUCGGAACGAUUGGGAUUGUGUGCCCUGAUGAAGCCCCUCUCCUCAGUUUUAUUUCUCUGAUGGCUCCUGCCAUUUCCAGAGGUAACCCUGUGAUUGCAGUCCCAAGUGGAAAAUACCCGAUGGCGGCUCUAGGUUUUCAGCAGAUCCUUGAGACCUCUGAUGUCCCGGCUGGAGUGGUGAAUAUCCUGACUGGUGACAGCGAUGUUCUAGCCCGGGCCCUGGCUGAACACCAUGACAUUAGUGCUGUGUGGUACUUUGGUUCAGAAGCUGGCUCACGCUACAUGGAGUUUGCCUCUGCUGGUAAUUUCAAGCGCACCUGGGUGAACUAUGGCGUGUCAAGGGACUUUUCCUCACCCGAACAAGGCCAGGGACCAGAGUUUCUGUACCAGGCUACUGCUAGUAAAUGUAUCUGGCUCCCUAUGGGCACAAUAUUUGCGAAUUAAUGAAAUGGUUUCCUUUUUCUGGGAUGGAUAACAAUAUAAUUUUUCGGUAAGGGAAACAGUUAUUUUUUUAACCCUCUCACCGAUGGAAUUUUUUUGGGAAUCUGGUAAAAGCAAAACCAGGUGUUUUUAAUUCUUACAUUCCUGAAUGGGAAAAGUUACCCCGUGCUGGAAAGUCUAUUCUAUACACAGAGAAACAUUAUUUUGUCUUAUUAUUUGUUUUAAUCUACUUAAUGCAAUUUGAAACUCCUUUAUCAUAUUUCAUUUGCUUAUUAUACCGUGAGUUUUCAACUGCAGAUAAUGGAGAAACACAUAUUUCAGUACUUUUCUUUAACACCUUUUCUUGGUCACUUUUGUUGAGCUCCUACCCAUCAGAGUACUCUGAAUUGUCUUCUCACUGUUUAAAUUCUUUUAUACAAACUGUCAUAGUUUCAGAAGGUUAUAGCCUACUGGUGAAAAGAAUUCCCAGGAUUUCUAGAGAUCCACUUAAGUGACUAGUCAUUUCAGUUUCUUCGUGUUUUGUACUUGUGUAGAAGAGGAAGAUUUAAUGUUUGCUAAGUUCUUUAUAAUAGCCUUUUGUGAGUGUGAAGAAAGUAAAAAUCUUUUUUGUACAUUGUUACACAAUUUAGAAUGAUCUGUUUUGUUUUAUUCCGAGCUUCCAUUUUGGAGUUCAUUGUGUGUUUGGAAAGGUGAAGGGAGAAUUUUUUCAACUGCUGUUAUGUCAGGCUGUGUAUACAGAUAUGGCUGUGUCACUUAUAAGGACCAAACAGAUGUUGCUCAGAAAUACAACCUUUGAGGAGUAACAAA